This is a messenger RNA of Tigriopus californicus, 1448 nucleotides long. RefSeq names its product ankyrin repeat domain-containing protein 13C-like. Gene Ontology annotation, cellular component: cytoplasm. NCBI's taxonomy places the organism in Eukaryota, Metazoa, Arthropoda, Copepoda, Harpacticoida, Harpacticidae. The record is from RefSeq and is a predicted model, not a curated record. Gene Ontology annotation, molecular function: protein binding.
UGACCCCCUUGACCGCCAUCAUGGUCCCGAAGCAGGCUCGCCCAGCUCGUCAUGGCCACUGCAGGCCUGCGUCUUUCAGGGUGAUUUGUCCACUUUGUCGGCUCAAAUGCGGGCCAGUUCGGAUAAGGCCAGUCUGGUGCGGACCGCCGACCCGCACGGAAAUACGGCGCUCCAUUUGGCCGUCAUGUUGGGCAAGAAGGAGAUGGUGCAUUUGUUGUUGGCGCACGCCGCUCCCGUUAAGAUCAAAAACAAAUUGGGCUGGAGCCCAUUGGCCGAAGCCAUCAGUUACGGCGACCGUCAAACAAUAUCAAUCUUGUUACGGAAGCUCAAGUCUCAAGCCAAAGAGCAGCUCAAGACUCGCAAACCCGACAUGAUUGCGGCUCUCAAGAAGUUGGGGGACUACGUGGUCGAUCUCCGAUGGGAUUUCACGAGCUGGAUACCCCUGGUCUCGAAGAUGCUCCCCUCGGACAUUUGCAAGAUCUCCAAGAAAGGUGCUUGUGUGCGUUUGGACACGACCUUGGUGGACUUCACGGAGAUGCAUUGGGAGCGUGGAGACAUCACGUUCUUGUAUCGCGGUGAUGCGAGUAGUCCGGAUGUGUCGCUCUUUGUGCUCGACAACAAGCUCAAGGUCUAUCAACGGGUACGAACGGAAGAGUCCGAGAUGGAGUUCGAGGAGGAAGUGGACCUUCUCAUGUCUGGUGAUAUCAUUUCCGCCCAAAUCUCGACCAAACCCAUCAAUUUUACCAAAGCCCAGUCCGGCUGGUUCUUCAAAGAAGAUCGUCACGAAAUGGUGGGCACCUACAACGCGACUUUUUACUCAAUCAAUGGCAUUUCGCUUGAAACCCGGAAACGUCGGGAACACCUCUCGAAUGAGGACCUUCAGAAGAACAAGGCUCUCCUUGAGAACUUUGCUAAAGGCAAUGUGGACCAACAAGAAGGUGAGGAAUACCCUCGCAAAGAAUCCCUCCCCCCCGCCCAGACUGAAGUCAGUUGGAAGGAUUACAUUGAAGCUCCUCCGGGACAGUUUCCCAAUCUUGGACGGAAGCAGUUGUGCAAAGAAUCGUCCAAGGCCUUCAAGGCCACCGUGGCCAUGAGUGAGGAUUUCCCUCUGACCGUGGACAUGUUACUGAACAUUCUUGAGAUCAUCGCGCCGCAAUUCAAGCAUUUCCAAAAACUCCGGGAUUUCGUGGAGAUGAAGUUGCCUCCGGGUUUCCCGGUCAAAGUAGACAUUCCCGUCCUGCCGACCGUUUCGGCUCGAGUCACAUUCCAAGAUUUUGCUUGGGAUGACAAACUUGAGGAUUCAUUGUUCGAGAUCCCCAAAGGAUAUGUCGAAGAUCCCACGCGGUUCCCGGAUUUGUGACGUUACCACGACAUAGAGCUCUUGACAGUCCAAGACAGACAUCCGUGGAUCAUCAAGAAAACCAAAGGUAUGGCCAUGGAAGUGAAAA